Molecule: messenger RNA, 2189 nt
Organism: Moneuplotes crassus
Lineage: Eukaryota; Ciliophora; Spirotrichea; Euplotida; Euplotidae
Source: the annotation of a GenBank genome assembly
AUAAAAAUAACAUUAUUAGAAUUUGCGAUAAUGAGCAUAGUGGAAGAGGCUAGCCUUAAAAAGUGGGGAGGCAUCAUGAAGGGAUGGAAAAAGAGACACUUCAUCUUAACAGAGGAUUGGAUUGGCUAUUGCAAAGAUUUCAAACAGAUCAAACUGGGGAAAACCACCAAAUUAAAAGCUGAGAAAGAUAAAAUUCUCCAGAUUAGCCGAGAUAAAGACAGCAUGAGCCUUAAGUUCAGCUCAAAUUCUGAAAAAUAGUCAUUGGGAAGCUUCUCUUAAAGACUUGAUUAAAAAUGCAGUUAAUCACAGGAGAUCAGUAAAUAGUGACAGACACAUCAAGAAAGAAAUAGAAAUUAGAACAAUGCAAAACAAAAGACCGAUUAAGUCAAAUCAGCUUAAACUAGAAGAGCAAUUUGAUAUACUUCGCAGUACACUAGAUAGGCUCUCCCAGAACAUCACCAAGAAGAAGGUUGAUGCAAAGGCUUGCAUAGAUCUCACCCAGCAGUUAUCUGUAGGUAUAGAUGAUCUCGAAGCAGCAUGCCUUAAAAAGAGCAUACUCGUAUCCGCCUCUGAAGAGAAGAAGGAUCAAAGCAUGAACUAUGAAGUGAAGGAAGACGAUCUCUUUACAACUACAAGAAACAGGGUUCAAACCAUCACUGAUUUUGAAGGUCGUGGAAUGGAAGAAGAGAAGAAGCAAAGGAAUAAUUCUGGAUCUCGCCCAUGACGUAAUAAACCCGAUGAUUUAAUGACAAAUGAUAGAAAUGGCUAUACACAGCUCAAGAAAAAGAAAUCUGUCCAUUUUGAAGAGUUUAAAGGCUAUGAUGUUACAACUGAAAGCAAACCUCGAAAGGAAUAUUCCCAAAACGACUCUGAUUGUGACUCUGACGGUCUUGAGUUCUAUGAUGCUGUAGACCAUAUCAUAUAUGAAGAACUUGAGAAAACCAUGAGGGAGGAAAAAUAAAAAGAGAAGGGAAACUGUUAUGAUCCAAGAUGAUCAAAGAACCACUUUACCAGCUCUUAAGCCCAAGUCAUCUAUUAAUAUCUUUAAGAUCUUAAAGGACUCCAUUGGCAAAGAUUUAACGAAAUUCUGAGUUCCAGUUUAUUUUAACGAGCCUAUUUCGAUGCUCCAAAAAGUGGGAGAAAUGAUGCAAAAUGAGAAUCUUUUAGCAGAAGCUUCUGUUCAGACUGAUCCACUCCUUAGGAUGGUCUAUGUUUCUGCCUUUCUAAUAGCACAAUAUGGAGGCACUCAAUUUAGGUGAUCGAAACCAUUCAAUCCUGUUCUUGGAGAAACUUUUGAAAUGAAGUCUAAUAAUUGGAAAUAUAUAUCAGAACAAGUCAGUCACCAUCCUCCAAUCUCAGCAGCUUAUGUUGAUGCAACUGGAUACGAGCUUUGGAUGAACUCUCAUCUGAAGACCAAAUUUUGGGGGAAAAGCCUUGAAUUCAAGCCUCUUGGAGGGAUGCACUUCAAGUUCAAGGACAACGAUCAUCAUUUUGUGUCCAACAGGCCUAAUUCUGCAUGUCAGAACAUCAUAAUUGGAAGUAUGUACAUUGAUCAUAAUGGAGAUUGAGUAGUUCUAAACAAAAGUACUGGAGAUAAAGCAGUUGUGUCCUUCAAAUCUUUAGGCAUGUUCUCAAGUAAAAAGAACCAGGGUAAAAUCUCAGCCAUUAUCUCAGAUGCUAGUGACAACAAGGUCUACGAGGUCUUUGGAAAAUGGACUGAAUCUCUCUUCUAUAAGAAAUAUAAAGACAAAGAUAAAGAUGGGAUAAAGAUAUGGGAAUUCCCUGAAAUUCCUAAAGAUUGGGAGAAAAUAUACCAUUUCACCGACUUUACACUACAACUAAACCUUCUACAGAGAAAAUUGGAAGACAAACCUGAUCAAAGAAUGCUCGAGGAAGGAGAACUCAAGCAAGCCAAUGCUGAAAAGCAAAGACUCGAAGAAAAGCAGAGAAGGAGAAGAAAAAGAAUGGAAGCAGCAAAUGUAAAGUAUAAACCAAGGUACUUCUAUGAGUACGAAGAGCCAGAUCCAACUGAAGCUGAGAAGGGAUGAGUUGAAUACCGUUUUCUCGGUAAUUACUGGGAUGAUCGUGAGGCAAGGAAUUGGGAUGGCCUUCCAGAUCUAUUCGGUCCAGAUACUCCAGAAAACUCUGAUGAAGAAGACUAAUAUUAUUCAAUCCUAUUAGCUUUUAAU